Molecule: messenger RNA, 9724 nt
Organism: Acanthochromis polyacanthus (spiny chromis)
Lineage: Eukaryota; Metazoa; Chordata; Actinopteri; Pomacentridae
Gene: cldn15a
Product: claudin 15a
Exons: 5
Coding region: 8479-9147 (222 amino acids)
Biological process (GO): cell adhesion; bicellular tight junction assembly
Cellular component (GO): plasma membrane; bicellular tight junction
Molecular function (GO): structural molecule activity
Source: RefSeq, a predicted model, not a curated record
ACUGUUAUGGACACCUCAGAUGUUAAUUAUAUUAAAAAUAUAUAUUAAACAUAAAAUACAUGACAGACAAAAUGUUACACAAUGAAAUUUAAAAAUCAUUUUUACACUUAGUUGUUGAAAUGUGCUUCAUUUCACAGUGAAACAAAUCAUUAAAGCUCAGUUUUAUUAUUUAUUCUGGCGACUUUUUAAAAAAUAGUUUUAGUUGACAGAUACAUUUCAGCUUUUUUAGGAAACAAAACAGCCAUUAUGAAAUGAAGAUUUAGUCGGUGAAAAAGCUGCAGUAAAUAAUGAUUACGGUGUUAAAAAAAAAACAAACAAACAAGUAGACCUGCUAAAUUUUUCAUUAUAUAAAGCUUAACUUUAGAAAUGAUUAUUUUCCACAUAGUUAAUUUUAUUUUUGAUUUUUUUGAUAUAAUUUGUUUUUAGUUAUUUAAUUGAUAUUGAACUAGAGUCUCUACUCUGCCAGCAGUUUCUGUCAUUUCACAAGAACAAUCUUUCUCAAUUUCUUGCUGUUUAUACACUUUAAGAAAUAAAUCCACUGAUUACACGUGCUUUGUCCUGUGAUUUCCUGUUAAUUCAUGAUUCACUUACUGUCAGUACAAAAAGCACACUUUGUCAAUACCUACAGCGAUAAAAGUUGAACUUUCAAGUUAGUUAAUGAUGCACCUACAGUAAUUCUCUCAUAUCUGUAAAACACAGUUUCAUCUGCAUAAAAAGAGAUGCUUGUUUUUGACUGUUAUUGCUGAAAGACCAGGAAACUGUGAUUUUCCAUUGAUCUAAUCCUGCAGCCGAUCGAUUAAUCAAUCAUUUCACUGAUAUAUGUUAUUGAUAAAGCAAAGUCCAGCAUUACUGUCAUUUAUUGACUAUUAAAUUUUACAGAGGUGUUGUUGUAUGCUGUAUGAGAGUUUGGAUUCUGAUGAAACUGUUUCGAACACUGGGAUCGAGUUUGCAGAAAAACGUUCCUAGCCUAGUUCACUCACUGUUCAUCCUCAUAUCUUGAUCCCCAGGGAGAUUCAAGUCACCGGCAUCGUUUUACGACAGGAAGGCUUAUUGAGGCUAUCGCCGUUGUGUGGUGUUAUCAGCCUCGUGGGAUGUUACUUAUUAACCCUCCUGACAGCACCGAAACUCCCCAAGUACAGAUCAGUGAAAACAAUCAUUUUCUUUGGUGUGAAAGAGGUGAUCAGGUUGGCAAACAAAGAAUGAUGUCCGGGCGAAAACCUGAAAAAACUUUAUUAUCCACGCAGAGGCGCAGAAAGGAAACUUAAUAUCUAGCCUUCCUACUCAUAGUUUAAACCCGUUUAACAUCAAUGAUUCAUCAAAGCAGCUGUAAUUCAGAUCAGCUUCAGUGAGCCUGAGCGACAGGCCAAUGUUCAGGGAGGUUUCAGAGUGUUGAACGCAGGGCUGAGAGAUAUUAAUGUGUAAUCAGCAUGAAGAAAUAGAACAGGGCAGGAACAUAGUGUAUUGGGUGAGUUACAUCCUGUAUGUACAGCAACACAGUAAUUUAGGGUUAUUCUGUCCUUGUAGGAAGUGUUAUGGAACAGCAGUAAAUUUGAAUUUUUGGCACAAUUUUAUGUCCUCUUCAUGUUUAUUAUUUAUCUCUGGCUUUGAUAGCUUCUCUUUAGUGCCCUGAUUUAAUUUUCAUUCGCUUUAUAAGGUUUCUGGAUUAGACUUCCAUGCAUUUUAAAACCCAAAUAUACAAAAAAAAACAGUUUCAAAAUUAGAAAUCACAACUUUAAAGUGUCUGCAACCACUGUAUCAUGGAUUACUGUCCCCUUACCAGAACUUUCCACAGUCAUGCUAGUGGUUUUGUGAGGCUGUACUUAGGCAGGUUGAGCUAAUAGCAUUAGCAUGCGUUGAUGUGAUGUAAUAAUCAAAUAAGUUCGCAGCAGGAAACGUCAUGUGAACAGCUCUGAAAGUCUGCAAAAGUUGAAUGCAAGUUACAUCAAAUUUCACUGAUGUAUGAUUCAUCAAUGAGGUUGAUUCAUCACUAACUCAUUCGCAGAGGCAGUGCAAGAUCAUAAAAUUAGAUGUACUUUUUAUUGAAUGUAUUUAGGAGUUGCACAGCAGGCAGCAUCGUCCACUUCUGUUUUCUAAUUCCUAUUAUUCAUAUCCAAUAUUAGUAGGAAUAACAAUAAACUAGAGUUAAGUAAGGUGCUUAAUACAUGCUGGAUCUGUUACUCUUGACUACAAAAACAAGUGAUAACUCCCCCUAAAGUAUGGUGUAGUUUUUCACCGAUUCAACACAUCCAGUUGUCAGUAAGAACAGAAAACCAGCAGGUUAUCAAACUAUCUUGUACAAGAAUAAAUCUCAAGGUUGCAAAUGUAAGGGAUGCAAGUUUACUCAAGAUAUGUGUGCAUUUAUGGAUACAUUUCUGGUCAGUAAUCCUAAACCUUUGCAGCUGUACUGCUCUUUUUUUUGUACAUUGGGACCUUUUGCUUGUAGCAUAAAGCAUCUGACACCACAUAAUUAAACAUGGCCUGCAUCUCAUCAUUUAUCAUUGUGUAAUUUAUUUCAGUUUUUAAUUGACAUUGAAUUUCUACUCAAUUUUGGGACAGAGACUUGGUAAUAAAGUCAAAUAAUAAAGAGUCAGUGGUAAAGUCUUGGUUAUAUAACAGUAACUCAGGCUUAAAAUGACAGAAAGAAACCCUGAACCAGGUUAGUUUCUCAGCAUAAGUUUCCAGCCUAACUGAGCUUUAUAAAAUUUGCAUUAUGGAUCCAAAAUAACCUGAAAAUUAGUCAGACUAACUGAAAUAAACCUGGCUUAUUUGGUAAACUUGCUUCACGGAACAGGCCCUAGUAAUUGUUCCUGUGCUUGUCUCACAUACUUCUUGUCAUUCUGAUCAAUUGGCCUGAAGCUCCAGACCUCGUUCCUCUUGACUGAUUGGACGACUGAUCAUUCCAGUGCUCCAAUCAGGUUGCAACAAUCACAACACCUGGUUUAAACUUCAUCUGUCUGUCAGGGCGGUUCUGGUUUAAUGAGGGCAGCUCGUUUUUGUGCCUCUCUUGUCUUUGUCUGUUCUGAUAGCAGUGGUGUAUUUUUCUCUAUCUGCUUGCUGGUGGUUCCACGUUGUCCUUGUGUUCACAGCUCGGAGUUUUGUUUGGCCGCCCGUAAACUGGACCUGGCUUACUGUAGCUUUUCCACUCUGGGAGAAUGGGUUCCAGGAAGUUUAGUUGUUUUCAUUUCUAUUUUUUUAAUCAUGUUAGCCCUUUUUUGAUUUUAUUUGUUUUACUGAUUUAACAAUACCCAUAGGGCCUGCCUUUCCUUCCAGUUUUGCCAUUUUUGUUGUUAAUUACUCAGCAUUAAAUAACUUUACUCAUCCAAAAACUACUGAUUUUAUGUCACUUCUUUUUACAUUAGCAAAGCCAGAGACGUAGCACCACAAUUAUUUUGUAUCAUGGUGUUAGCAUGUUAUCAUUGCUGUCCCUGCAGCGUGACCCAGAUUACUCAACACAGUUAUUAGCAAUAACGCUGAUAGCAAGUUAGGUAAAUCAACUAUUAGCUAUUAAAGGCUUGUUUAAGUUCUCUUGAGUAAUAAACACAGUUAUCUUUGUCACAUUCAUGCUGUUCCAUAUUCUGGCUGUAAAGGACAUAAACACACUGAACAAAGAACAACUUCCCAACGCCGGAAAUGGGAUCACCUGAGGAGCAUGUGAUGUGCAAACAAGGACAGUGCUAAUCUUGAUGUUUACAUAAGCAUGCUAAGUUAGCACUGGACAUUGAAUUAAACCAAGUUAUUGGAAAGUUAAGAUUGAACCAUCCAAUAGCUGUCAAAAUAUUUCAAAAUAUUUUAUCAUUUCCAAUGGAGAACUUCCGAUAAGUCCACAAGAGUGUAUUUGUAGUAGGAUCGCAAUCAUGUGAUCGUCAGCAAGCAGCUGAUGUAGUGUCCACUUGUUGUCUUAGUUACAGUGCCGCUAUCUCACAGUAAUACAGAAAUCUUUAACAAAUUUGUGGAUCCAGACUAUAAGUUGCAUCACUGCCAAAAUCUAAUCACUUGGUCCUUGUGUCAUUUCUGACCUUCCCUGAAAGUUUCAUCCCAAUCUGUCCGUUUUUGAGUGAUGUUGCUAACAAACACACAGACAAAUGUACGCCGAUCAUCACAUGACUCAGCCACGUUCCUUGACUGAGUUAAAAUAUGAUCACUAACACAAACAAUAACACAAAUAAUGACAUUUUUUUAUGGAAAACAAUUUGUAGUAUCUAUGUAGGAUCUCAGUGCUUAUUAGUAAAAGCUUCUUGACAGAUAUGUUUUCAGGACCUUCAGAAGAUAAUAAAAUUGCAUGCUAUAGUGACCUCAAUAUCAUCGAAAACAGCCAAAACAAAGUUGUGUAAAAUGUUGAUAUUAGCUAACUUAUGCUAACAGUUUGUCCUCACAUUGUAGCACACUAAUGCACAUGAUUCACUUCAUGGGUUUAAGUCAGGACUUUCGGGAGACCAGUCUAAAACCUUCAAUCUAGCUUCAGUGAACCAUUUCUUUUCCACUGAGUCACUUUUAAAGUCAUUUUUGACUCAAUUUGAAAGGCAGAGACGCAAACCGGGGAACUAUCUGCAAGGCUAAAGUGCUAACCACUAAGACACCAUGCAGCCAGGCAUAUGAACAGAAAUACACAACCAUUUACUCACAUACUAAUACAUUCAUGCAUUAGUUAAAGUGUCAGAAAAUAAUUUAAAAAUAAUUUUCAUGUACUCUAUGGCUUCUAUACGUACUCUGAGUAAACGUCUGGAGGCGCUAUUAUAAUUAUGGGUUAUCUCUAAAAUGUUUUCCAACAGCAAACUCCUAAGCACAUAGUUUUAGCACAUUUCUAAAGUAAAAACAAACUUUACUGUAUUGUUUUGAGUAUAGACUUUUAAAUUACACAAGAAUUGUUAAAAUGUUGUGAAAGGUUUCAAACAUUCUUUUGGAUUUCUUUGUCGUCUUUUUCAACAUUUAUCUCCUUGCUGUCUUCUGUGUUGUGUCUACUCAUUGCAGGCUCAUCCCACUUUCUUUUAAUGACUUAUUGCUUGAGCACACAAAAAGGGUGAAAGGCUUCCUUGCAGGUAACACAUACAUUUAGUUUUCACUCGAAGUGACUGUGCUCAUUUCAUCAAAUAGGACAAACCCAUUAGCAAACUGGUGCCGCUGCCAAGUGAGCUGUAAACAUGGGCUUUGCAAACAGAACAGUCGUAAAAGGAGAGUUUUAUAGUCGGGAACAAUGUAUUUUUCAGAGCACCUCAGGUGUAGGUGCAAUAUAGGAGGCUGGCCGGUGAUAUUUGAAUUUCUGGCUUUGUGUAACUUAGCAGAUAAUAAAAAGAAAGUUGCAGCUCAAAGUACUUUCUGCCUCUGUGCUGUGGUAGCUCUGGUCAAACGUAACAUCUCAGCAACAUGUUGAGAGAAUUUAUUCGACAAACAGUGAUAAAAAAUGAGAUAAAUGAUACGAAGCAAAAGGAAAGACACAAAAAAAUUAGACAAAAACGUUACAAAGCGACGAAAAAUGGACAAACGACAAGAACGAGACAAAAAAAUUACACAAAGGACGCAAACAAGACGAAAAAUGACAAAAGCAAGAAGCAUAAAGACAAAAAAUAGAAAAACAACACAAGUGAGACAAAAAGGAACCCACAAAUGACAAAAACAAGAGACAAACAUCAAAAGUCUGACAAAAAACAAGACAAAAUAUUGCAAAAAUGAGACACAAAAUGACAAAAGAACAAUGAGCAAUAUGAUGCUUUAAUUUAUGAUCAAAAUAACUUGUCUUGGUCUAGAAAUUAUCUUAAAUUUAUUGUUUGUGUGUCUGAUUGGUAACUAAUAGUUUAAAAGUAGGGAAUGACAAGAACAUUCCUGCAAAAUGAUACUAUAUUUUUGCACGCUUGUAGAAAUACUGGGUCAAAUGGAAAUGCGAAUAUUGCGUCAAACUUUCGCAGAGAUAGAAGUUAUGUGUAUCUACAUUUCUUGUCUGUUUGAUCCUGUUAUAAACUGAACAAUGAUCAGUUUUAGGUGGACAGUGAUCACUUUCAGGAUCUCAUUUUGUUCUAGAACCGUGUCUCCUGGGACUUCACAAACCAUAAAUUGUCCAUAAAUCAUGAAUUUAUUCGUCAUUUAAGACAACAUUUCAUAGAAAUGUCUGCUAGAAUGAAGUGAGGAAGUGAUUUAAAAUGCAGAAGGUCAAAGAUCAGCUUGACUGUUAUUACGAUGUUCUGCAAAAACACUUUUCCAGAACAGAAAGGGAGACGGUGAGCAUUUUUCACUUCUGCUCAGAUAAUAAGUUGGUGAUCAUCAUUUUGUGUCAGCCUUGAAUUCAUGGUUGUUGUGUAGAUCUUGUGUGCUGACAUGCGUGAAGUAUUGUAGAAUUUAUAGCAGCAAGCUAAGGGUUCAUUUAUAAGCUGGACGAUGAGGUUUUAAACGAACAGAACAAGAACAGUUACAAUAAAGUAUCUCGGUUUGCGAAGAUAGCAUGCAGCAUUUCAAGCCUGACGUUGGUUUUAAAAAGUCUAAACUGUAGACACCAGGUAAUAUUUUAUGACUUUCUCGCCUCUAAGACAUCACACAGCUGUACUGAGUAACUGUGUCACCUCUCAACAUGCUAAAUAUAGAUUUUCAUUACAUUUUACAAUCUCUGCUCUGGGUUGAUUUCAAGAAAGCUAACUCUCCAUGGCAAACACUGACGAGAAAACAGCUCGACUCGGGCUCAUUGUUGAGCCGGGGCUAUUUUUGGAGCUUCACUCUUGACCUUUAAACAAAUGAGUUUGCUGGUUUGUAAAUCUCCUCGCUUCUACACACUCGACAGCCUUGUCUGAAAUGCAGGUUAAGAUUUAUCUGGAUAUUAUCAGUGAGGUGAACUCGCUGUGCCCUGGCUGACCCACCAGCUAUCAGGAGGGUUAUUAAUGAGAACAGACAAACACAGAAACUACGAGAAGGACCAGCUAACUUUAAACCUUUAUCUCCGGCUGGUUGCUGGGACUUCAGAUUCAACCCAAGAAGCGUUUGUAUCUUUUUAAUACGCAGGGCGUAACUCUCGGUGAUUGUGUCCUUGAGCUAUUCCAGCUGAAACAAUAAAACUAACGAGUUGCAAAAGAAAACCAUUCGUUAGUUUUAUUGUUUCAGCUGGCAUUUUGGUGUGAAAUGUGGGAUAGACAGAUACAAAAAUCUACAGUUAUGAGAAAAGUUGAUCAUAAAAACUAUAGGGAAGUUUUACAAAAAAGAUGGUUACAGCUGAUUGUUCAUCCAAUUUGCAACAGUUGCUUAUAAUUCUGAUCAUUCUGAUUGGGAUUAACCCUUCUGUUGUCCUUAUUUACGGGCACCAAAAAAUAUUGUUUCCUUGUCUGAAAAAAAUCCAAAAAUUCAGAAAAAAAAUCCCCAAAUUUCUGGAAAUUUCAAAUGGAUUCCAAUAAUUGCUUAAAAGUUUUAUUUUAUUUUUAAAAAAAUCCCCCAACUUUGGCAAGAAAAUUCCUGUAAAUAUUUUCAAAAAAUGAGUAAAAAUCUUCCAAAGAAAAUCUUUAAAAUAUCUAAAAUGAUUCCAUAUAUAUCAGUAAAACUUCUAAUAUUUUCUUUAAGAAGAUUCACAAAAAAAUCAACUAAAAUCCAGCGACAUUUGCUGGAUUUUGGUUGAUUUUUUGUGAACGUUCUUAAGAAACAUUUUUACCAUUUCUUUUUUUCCACCAGAAAAUGUUCAACGAUUUCCUGAAAAUGUCGAAAAUGUGGACAUCGGAAGUUUCACUGUGAAAAUAUAUAUAUAUUUUCCCCAAAUUUUCAAACUUUAAAACGGGUCAACUUUGACCCGCGGGACAACGCGAGGGUUAAAUGUAUUUUUAAAGGAUAUAAUUGCGUGAAUGUGUCUAAUAAGCAUAAGAACACGCUCAGCGGGGCGUCAUUGAAAGCAACAGAUGACCAUUGGACCCUGAGAGCCAGCAGAUAAACACCUGUUCAGUUUCGGGGGUGUAAAAUACAAAAAAUAAAAAGGGAGAUUUUGUGUGUGUGUGUGUGUGUACUUGUACUUGCUACAUUGUGAGAACCAUUUUCUGCAUUUAACUAUCAAAGUGAGGACAUUUUUACAAAGUGAGGACAUUUUGGCCGGUCCUCACUUUGAAACAGCCAUGUUUGAGGGUGAAGACUUGUUUUUAGAGAACAGGUAUGAAUUGAGGUUUGGUUAGGGUUAGGGUAAGGAUUAAGUUUAGGCAAUCAGUUGUGAUGGUUAAGGUUAGGGUAAGGCUCUAGGAAAUGCAUUACGCUUAUGGAUGCCCUCACUAAGAUAGAAGUAGAAGAUUGUGUGUGUGUGUGUGUGUGUGUGUGUGUGUGUGUGUGUGUAAAGGUGUGAGAGGGUAAGGGGGAGGAGAAACAGCCGGACAUAUAAAUCAUUAUACAUAUCUGUUGAGCUUCACACAUCUCACUGUUGCAGACCAGACAACACACACUUUCUCUCAGACGUUCUGACUUUCACAUCAAAGUUCAUUGAUUUGAAAACUGGAUACACAUUUAACUGACUGCCGGGCCUGAAGAGGGGUCAUGGAUCCUAUCGUGGAAGUAGUGGCUUUCGUUCUGGGGUUCACCGGUUGGGUGAUGGUGGGGGUGGCCCUGCCAAACCGCUACUGGAGGACCUCCACCGUCGACGGCAACGUCAUCACCACCUCCACCAUCUAUGAAAACCUGUGGAUGUCCUGUGCCACGGAUUCAACCGGGGUUCACAACUGCAGGGAGUUCCCAUCGCUGCUUGCCUUGAGUGGUUACAUCCAGGCGUCUCGUGCUUUGAUGAUCACAUCUGUGGUGUGUGGCACCUUCGGACUGGUGGCGACCCUCGUAGGAAUGCAGUGUUCAAAAGCAGGAGGGGAAAACUACGUUCUCAAAGGGAGGAUUGCAGGCACCGGUGGAGUCUUUUUUAUACUUCAAGGUCUAUGCACUAUGGUGUCAGUGUCCUGGUACGCCUUCAAUAUCACUCAAGACUUCUUCGACCCCUUCUAUCCUGGGAUAAAGUAUGAAAUAGGAGAAGGGCUUUACAUCGGCUGGUGCUCGGCUGUUCUCGCCCUCUUCGGAGGAAUCUGUCUCACCUGCUCCUGCAAACUGGGCUCAAGGGAAAAAUUCCCUAUGCCUUAUCAAAGCAGAGGAACCGUAUAUUCUGGAGCUGCACCCACCAGAAGCGUGGCUGCCAGUACUUAUGGACGAAAUGCUUACGUCUGAGCAGGAUCUGAAAACAGAACUCUGCAAAUGGGGACUUUUUCAUCACCUCAACUUUAUAAUGCGAUCAGUUUUUACACUUCAGGUAACCGUGGAAGCACAAACGGUGCAUCAAACGUUCACAGAUGUAACUCAGCACCACUGCACUGUAUAUACCCACAAUAUCAAGUGUGUAAAAUAAUAGCAUAGAAAUAACAGCAUCGAUAUUGUAAAAUUUGUACAAAGCUACACUGUCAUCGCUGCACAAACAUACAGUAUGCUUUCAAUGAUUCUAUUUAUAUUUCACUCACUGUGUGCUCUGAUACAUUUACAGUCACUCGCUUGAGAGAUAUUCAAUCAUUUAAUGAUCUGCAUAACAGAGGAGAGGCAUUUGUUUUGUUUUGUACAGUUUGUUGGUAGUUUCUGUGAGAGAGGGCGGAUUGCAUGUUAUCUUUGUUUUCAUGCUAGUUUGUCUUUUUUUUUUUUUUUUACAAUUGCACACAAUAAAAGGUUUUAUGCGAAACAUUUCAACUUUGUAAACUGACCAAAAUAGUUGUGAUUUUACUCUUUUUUUAAAGAAAUAAAAGUGUUUUUGCAAGCA